CUGAAAAUAAGAUAGUAUAUCAACUGAUAAAUAAGUGGUGGAUACUGCCAGUCACUAAAAAUGUCAGCCGUACUUUAGGGACAGAAAAACAAAUUGAUCACUGUCGUCAUCACACAAACUUUUUAACACUUUGUUUUCAUAAUAAAAACGUCUAAGUUUGAUUCAAGGAGAAAAGUAAUAUAAGGAAAUGAAAAUAAGAAUUGUACACACAUAUUUGUCUUCGAAAUUAAGCGACAUUUAGACUUGCGGUGUCUUACUUCAAAUAUAAAUUUAAUGAGGUAAUUAAAUUGAUUCUCUACCUGUUGUUACCUGAGGAAUUUGCUAACACUAGUCCUAGCAAGAGCAGUCCUUCGCAGAAACUACCACCAGAUCGGAAACGCGAUCCGGCGACAAACUGGGUUAAUUUGCUCGCCGAACCUUUCGUCGCAAGCUACGGGUUCCAAGAUUCCUACUCACGGUAACGAUAGAGCAAGGUGUGCUAAGAAUCUGUAUUACGGUAGGCUACCUUAGGGCCGUGUCACACCGGAAUGGCAGCGAUGCCUGCCUCCAGACUACAUGCGCCUAGUCUUCUCUUGACUAGUUUAGUUUCUUCAUUCGGCAAUGAUACUCGUGUGUUUGGAGUGAACAUUAUGGAAUUCGUUAUUAUAUAAGACCGCGGUGUCGCGAGCGGCCUUGAAAACUUGCAUACGCCCCGUCAUGACCUAUGCAAGUGUAGUGUUCGCUCACGUGGCCCGCACUCACUUAUAAUCAUUCCAAGUUAUUCAAUCCCGUUUUUGCAGGAUAGCCGUCGGAGCCCCGUGGUUCGUCAGGAACGUCGACCUCCAUGACGACCUGGACUUGGAGUCCAUCAGUAAGUGUCUGCGUCGAUGCGCCACUUCGAUAAAGAGGCACGACACGAGAACCCUCUCAUCGUGGCCGCCGGUAACUACAUUCCCGAUCCUGCGGAAAUAAUGGAAAGCAGUCGACGUCGCCCCAAACACGUCAUUUCGGUUCCUCCCGAUCCACUAACGGUGCUUUUGGGUACCUCAAGCACCGGUCACCGUUCUCGUUGAAACCGUCGCUUGCGACGAAGGGCUCGACGAGUAAAUGAACCCUCAGACACAGCCCACUGAGUUUCUCGCCGGAUCUUCUCAGUGGGUCGCGUUUCCGAUCCGGUGGUAGAUUCUGCGAAGCACGGCUCUUGCUAGGGUUCGUGUUAGCAACGUCGUCAGGUUUGAGCCUCGUGAGCUGUGACGUAUAAUGAACGAUCGCUGUUGCAGGUGGGUUCUCGACCGCACAACGGAAAACGUAGCGUUGGACGCCCCUUGAUUAGGUGGUGCGAUUACUUCCGAAUGAUUGCCGGCAAGAGGUGGAUGAAGAAAGUCCAAGAUCGGGCUCAAUGGUGUAGAUUAGGAGAGGUCUAUGACCGCAGUGGACAACUGUGGGCUGAUGAUGAACAACUUUUUAGCUACAGUGACAGUGCACAAGCUUAGCAAAGUCAAAUAAAGCCACUAGACGUUUCUUCCAAAAAAUCUCAGUAACCAUCAUUUUACUGAGACUCCAUUUCAUCAAAUGUCAUCUUAUUUCAUUUAUUUUCAACCCAAUUCAUUAGUAUCAAGUAAAUCAUCUUCAUGUUUCAUCAAUAUCAUUUAGCUCCAUAUUUUUCAUAAAAGAAAAUUAAAGAUUAUGCUGUAUGGUACGACACCUUCGCCUUUCCUGUAGUAAAAACGGAACUAUUAUUAUUUAUGAUAAAUGCAUAGAUAACACACAAUAUAGAUACACGGCAGGAAAGGAGCAGUGUGUGUUUUGAUAUUGUUGUUUUUUUUAAAUCAAAAGUUCAUUAAAAACCUUUGAAAUGUCGUCUUCGUUCUUCCUCAAAGGCAAAUCUAGACAAGUUCAAAAAAGAAAAGGAGAAAAAAUAAAAAAGAAACCUGUGAAGAAAUCGACACUUCCUAACCUAGAAAACGGACACGAAUCGUCCGAUAGUGACUUAGAUUUAAAGAAAUUUUCAGAUGCAGAAGAAUCUGAAAGUGAUCAUGAGACAGUGGAGGAAAAGAAAUUAAGGUUAGCUAAAAAAUACUUAGAGGAAAUUGAGAAAGAAGAAGCUAAACGAGCCGAAGAAAAGGAGAUCGAUGAUGCAGUCCAAAAACGUUUACAAAGAGAUUAUCUUGAACAGAGAGGGAAACUUAAAUUGGAACUUGCUGAUAAAUAUCAGGCACCUACUGACAGCGAUGUCAAAGUCAUACGAGCUAAAGAACAUCGACUUACUCUCACAUGUGUUUGUAUCAGUAAUGAUAGUAGCUUAGUAUUUACAGGCAGUAAAUGUAGCACGAUUGUUAAAUGGAGUAUCAAAGAAAAGAGAAAAGUUGGUACAUUAACAUAUAAAACCCACUCGAAUUUCUUAAAAGGUGGCAUUACUAGUUUAGCUAUAUCAACAGAUUCAAAAUAUCUCGCAUCAUCCGACGAGUCAUCCAACAUUCAAAUUUGGGACCCAAUAACCUUUAAGCAUAUACAUACAUUUAAAGGACACAAAGAUUCUAUCAUAGGUCUAGUUUUUAGAAAGAAUACACAUGACAUGUACUCUGCAAGUAAAGAUCGCUCUGUAAAAAUUUGGUCAUUAGAUGAAAUGUCUUAUGUGGAAACACUUUUUGGUCAUCAAACUCCAAUAUCAUCCAUUGAUGCAUUGACAAGGGAGAGAGCAAUAACAUCUGGUGGCAGGGAUAGUACAAUUAGAAUAUGGAAAAUAGUAGAGGAAUCACAGCUAAUAUUCAAUGGCCCUGUAGGUAGUCUUGAUGAAGUGAAACUUUUGGAUGAAGAACAUUUUGUGUCUGGUAGUGAUAAUGGUUCCAUUUGCCUAUGGAGUGUCUUGAAGAAAAAACCAUUAUAUAUAGUCCCAGAGGCCCAUGGCACCGAAAAUGAUGUUCCCAGGUGGAUCACUAGCCUUGCAACUUUAUUAAAUUCAGAUAUUUUUGCAUCUGGAUCUUGGGACAAUCAAAUCAGACUGUGGAAAAUUUAUGACUCUUAUAAGAAAGUUCAGCCUUUGUUCAGUAUAGAAAUAAAUGGUUGUGUUAACUGUAUGCAGUUUACUUGCGAUGGUAAUCAAUUAUAUGUGGCAGUGGGACAAGAACACAAAGCUGGGAGGUGGUUUAAGUUGUCAUCUGUCAAAAAUGGUCUUGCAAUUGUUAAUUUUAAAAUAAAAUAAACUUAAAUAAGCAUCUAA
Molecule: messenger RNA, 3199 nt
Organism: Bombyx mori (domestic silkworm)
Lineage: Eukaryota; Metazoa; Arthropoda; Insecta; Lepidoptera; Bombycidae
Gene: U3-55K
Product: U3 small nucleolar RNA-interacting protein 2
Exons: 1
Coding region: 1835-3181 (448 amino acids)
Cellular component (GO): small-subunit processome
Molecular function (GO): U3 snoRNA binding; protein binding
Source: RefSeq, a predicted model, not a curated record